Molecule: messenger RNA, 883 nt
Organism: Armigeres subalbatus
Lineage: Eukaryota; Metazoa; Arthropoda; Insecta; Diptera; Culicidae
Exons: 3
Coding region: 195-551 (118 amino acids)
Source: RefSeq, a predicted model, not a curated record
AUAGAAAUAAAUCGUUCGCCGAAUGGUUGAUAUCAUUAGCUUUCCAUUCCACUUAUCAUCAUCAUAAACUUUAUGAUAGUUGUACAAUUAUAUGAUUAAUAAAAAUAACAACCCGAUUAUAUGCAAUAAUUAGCAGAUUAUACAUGUUUUAAUAAGCAUUACCUGAUAUCAUUCCAUUGUAAACGUAUCUCACCAUGAAUAAUAUAGGAAGAAAUUUGGCAACUUUAUUUUGCAGUGUAGUAGUGGGAAUUGGAUCGGAAACAGUUCCGACUGCCAUUUCAUUUUUUUCUUCCGAAGUCAACGGCGGUGUGGAUAAAGAAUUGUACCAUUUGUAUUCAAAAUACAAAAAUAAAAUGGAUCAGACUGCAAAAACUUCUACGGGAAAAAAAGUACGCUCUGAAAAACCGUAUGCCAUGGAACGGGUGGAUUUGGUUGAGCCACGGAAAACAGGCUUGCGAAGGAACAAGUGGCACCAUAGAAAUCUGCGAAGAGUCACGGGUGAAAGAACAUCAGAUCUCAUGGACAUGGAUAAAGUAGCUCAAUCUAAGUAAGACAUAAAACGGUAAAAAGUUUUUAAGUGACUAUAAGGGCGAAUCCGAAUGAAAUAUGAAGUCAACGUAAAUUUUUGGCGAAAUUUAAGGCCUAUAAUUCCCCAAUAUAACAUUUUUGUUGUUUGAAUAACUACGUCGUAAAGCUAUUUUCAAUAGUAUUUAGUUUUGCUCUAGGAUGUUUUGCUUUACCACAAACUUGCCAGAAAAUUGGAAAAAAAAUGAAAUAAGAGGCAAGAAAAACAUAAAAAUACAUAAUUUAUCAAGAUACAAUUAGAUAUCUGAUGCAACAUUGAUAAUAACAAUAUAACAAUAACAAUAAACCUAGUGAUGUU